AUAAAAGCGGCUGCACUCGCCACAGUAGGAGUACAACAACAAGAGGAGGGGGACACAAGCGAGAAGUCACUGCGGAUCAGCAACCAAACAGAAAUUAAGCCAAACCCAGCACAGAGCAGCAGACAUGCAAGCCACAAAGAACGGGAUCUGUUGGAGACUUAUUCUGUUUUUCUGCGUGCUUUUGGGGAGUUCGUCUCAAGACUUCGGAGGACAGACGCAGUUCAUUUGCACGUCCGUACCCAAGGAUAUGGACAUAUGCGCAGCAACCUUGCAGAACAGCGUGCCCGGGGAGGACCUGAAGACCACGGUCAUGCAGCUACGGGAGACGGUUUUGCAGCAGAAAGAGACGAUCAUGAACCAAAAAGAGACUAUCAGAGAACUGACCUCAAAGUUGGCUCGGUGCGAGAGCCAGAGCGGCGCCGAGCCCGGGGACGCACGUCCGGGGGGCAGGAGGAAAGAAGCUGGGACCAAAAACACAAUGGGGGACGUGUCGAGGGGCCCCGCGGACACUUUGUCGCAACUAUCACAGACUUUACAGUCGUUAAAGCAAAGACUAGAAAAUCUGGAGCAAUUCAGCAGAAGUAACAACUCGGUGCAGGCGAACAGCUUGAAAGACCUGCUCCAAAGUAAAAUCGACGACUUGGAGAAGCAGGUGUUGUCCCGGGUGAACAGCAUCGAGGAGGGGAAGCCCGGACUCCGGAAUGAGACGGAGCAGCGUGGGAGAGUGGAGUCCACCCUCACAUCCCUCCAUCAGAGGAUCACCGACUUGGAGAAAGGUCAAAGAGAAAACAGGCCGCUGGAUAAAUUCCAGCUCACAUUCCCACUGAGGACCAACUACAUGUAUGCAAAAGUGAAGAAGAGUUUGCCAGAGAUGUACGCGCUGACCGUGUGCAUGUGGCUCAAGUCCAAUGCGUCCCCGGGAGUGGGCACACCUUUCUCUUACGCAGUACCUGGACAAGCCAACGAGCUGGUCCUCAUAGAGUGGGGGAACAACCCGAUGGAGAUACUCAUAAAUGACAAGGUUGCAAAGCUGCCUUUCCUCAUCAACGAUGGAAAGUGGCAUCAUAUCUGUGUAACCUGGACCACUCGUGAUGGUGUUUGGGAAGCUUUUCAAGAUGGUGUCAAGAGGGGGAGUGGAGAAAAUCUGGCGCCUUAUCAUCCAAUCAAACCACAGGGCCUGCUGAUCCUGGGCCAAGAGCAGGACACACUCGGAGGAGGAUUCGAUGCCACACAAGCUUUCGUUGGAGACCUGGCCAAUUUUCACAUCUGGGAUAGGAAACUGUCUGUAGGAGAGAUUUAUAAUCUGGCGACUUGCAGCAGCAAAGCUCAAGUGGGCAAUGUUUUUGCGUGGAUGGAGACGAGCCUUGAUAUUUACGGAGGUGCCUCCAAGUGGACAUUCGAAGCCUGUCGCCAGCUCAACUGAACUGCAGGGAAGAGAAACUCAAUGCAUUUCGCUAAAAGCCCACCGUCGUCACAGUGGCGGUAAACUAUUUUGAAAGCUCAUGAGGAGAUUGUUUCAAUGAAUAGCAUCUGGGAAUUGUUAUAGAUAUUCAAAAACAUCAUUUGUGGACAAUUUGAUAGAUUUUUUUCUUAUCAGAAUCUCACAUGGGACAGAAAAGGGACACUAUGGCAGCCUGUGGUGUUCAAAUGCACAUCAGGUCCACUUGUGGUUUUCCUUUGAAAAAGCAGGUGAUGCCACUCUGGAGAGCAGAGGUGGCUCUCGGGAGACCAAAAUGACAGGCCAGCGUCUAAAGUACAGUAGGAGGUCAUGUAGUUUUUAGCAAACAGAUGUCACACAAUUCAACAAAAUGACUGACUCCUUCAAAUGUCGUUUCUGUCUUGACUGCCAGGGAUUUUCACUGUGAAAAGAGCAAAAGUGGAUUUCUUUAACAGGAAUGCGUUCUCCAAGAGGUUAUGAAAUAGACAACGAUGUUUCUCUCUCACUCUUCUUUCCCUCCCACCACCUGCUUGACGUGAUUUCGUGUGAAGAAUGACGUAUAUUUAUUGCCAACAUUUGAGCCUGAGUGCCUUGGGCUGUUGAAAAAGUAUCUCAGCACAUUCGUUAUCAUUUGCAGAGUGUUUGUGCGUUUGUAUUUAUUUUCUUGUAAAUUGAUUUCCAAAAGAGGCGUUUUAUUGUAACACUUUGAAUGAGGAUGAAUCAGAUUGUUUAUUGUAAAAUGCAACUCAUUGAUGACAGUGGCGCAUUUUACAGAUGCUUGUACUUCAGUGGGAAUGUUCUCUGUACAGUAACAGCAUGUCUUAACUUCUGUAAUGCUGCGUCAGCAUCUAUGAUCUUUGCUUUUACUAUCCUACUUUUGGGUUGAGGUUUUAUACUGUAUUGUUAUAUGCUUAAAGCAUGGCAACACCGACAGAUGACUAAAAGUUCUAGUUUUUGUAAUAAAUUGUGAUACUUCAA
Acanthochromis polyacanthus (spiny chromis) is the source of this 2416-nucleotide messenger RNA. RefSeq names its product neuronal pentraxin 1 like (gene nptx1l). The record is from RefSeq and is a predicted model, not a curated record. Lineage: Eukaryota; Metazoa; Chordata; Actinopteri; Pomacentridae. Bases 125 to 1423 code for a protein of 432 amino acids. The transcript has 5 exons.